Molecule: messenger RNA, 4155 nt
Organism: Parascedosporium putredinis
Lineage: Eukaryota; Fungi; Ascomycota; Sordariomycetes; Microascales; Microascaceae
Source: the annotation of a GenBank genome assembly
AUGCGAGUCCUCGACGACCCAACCCAGUUCCGAUUCGACCCUCAUCGAUACGACUUCACUCCCUGCUUCAUCGACGUAUGGGUCGCCAGUGUUGCCGCCUUUGGCAUCAUUGUCGGCGGAAUUGCCAUUGCCUGGUUGGUGAAGCAUCGAACUUCUGUCGACGUUCCCAAGAACUGGCACUUUUGGUUGAAGCAAUCCCUCUUGGCCGCGGUUAUCGUAUCCUUUGCGUUGCAGUUAGGUAUUCAGAUUGUUAGUUUCCCGGGUAUCUGGUUCGGUGACUUUCGCGUCUGGUCCACUGUGGCAACGAUCGCGUCACUAGCGGUCAUCUACUGCAUCCAAUGGCUCGAGCAUACGCGGCUACGAAACCCCAAUGGCGUGGCCCUCUUCUACUGGUUGUUCCUCCUGAUUGCCCUCGCUGUUAAGCUGCGAUCCCUCAUCUCCCAGCAGCUCUACGACACCGAUAUCUGGUACUUUGCCACGUACGCCACGAGCUGCGGCCUCUCCGUUGCUGCCUUUUUGGCUGAGUGGAAUUGGCCCGAGUCGGAGAGUCGAUACGAGGCUCUAGUUGACGAGGAGGAAUGCCCUCUAGAGACCGCUACCGUCUUCUCUCGCCUCACUUUUUCAUGGAUGACGCCCUUGAUGCGCUAUGGCUACAAGCAGUACCUCACAGAAGAUGAUCUGUGGGCGCUCGCCCGAACCGAUAAUACCAAGACCACUGGCGAUGCUUUCGACGACGCCUGGCGGUCCCAGCUCAAGUACCGAGAGAAGCCCUCUCUUUGGCGCACCAUGGGUCGCGCGUAUGGUGGCCCUUAUGCCGUUGCUGCCAUCUUCAAGAUUGGCAAUGAUGUCGCCCAAUACGUCCAGCCCCAGCUUUUGAGGCUUCUCAUCACCUUUGUCAAAUCCUACCAGGCCGGCAACACCCCUCAGCCCGUCAUCCAGGGCGCUGCCAUCGCUAUGGCCAUGUUCGCGACCGCCGUCUUCCAAACAUCCAUGGUGCACCAAUACUUCCAAACCACCUUCGUCACCGGCAUGCGUAUCAAGGGUGGUCUAGCCUCCGCCAUCUACCGCAAGUCGAUGCGGCUGUCCAACGAAGGCCGGUCCUCAAAAACCACUGGCGACAUUGUCAACUACAUGGCUGUUGAUGCGCAGCGUUUGCAGGAUCUCGCCCAGUUUCUCCAUCAAAUUUGGUCUUCGCCUUUCCAAAUCAUCCUUUGCAUGGUUUCUCUCUACCAGCUUGUAGGCUGGUCCAUGUUUGCUGGUAUUGCCGUGAUGAUCAUCAUGGUUCCCCUGAAUGGCUGGAUCUCCACCGUCAUGAGGACUUUGCAAAAGAAGCAGAUGAAGAACAAGGAUGCCAGAAGCAGGUUAAUCACCGAAAUCAUCAACAACAUGAAGAGCAUCAAGCUCUACGCCUGGAGCGCAGCCUUUAUGAACAAGCUCAACUAUGUCCGAAAUGAGCAGGAGUUGAAGAACCUGCGCAGAAUUGGUGCCACCCAGGCUCUGGCCAACUUUGCCUGGAACACCGCCCCCUUCUUCGUAUCGUGCUCUACCUUUACCGUUUUUGUUCUCACCCAAGACCGACCUCUAAGCACCGAAAUCGUAUUCCCCGCUCUGGCUCUAUUCAACCUCCUUACUUUCCCACUUGCUGUCCUUCCCAUGGUCAUCACCGCCAUGGUCGAAGCUAGUGUCGCCGUCACGAGGCUGACAGACUUCCUUGCUGCCGAGGAGAUUCAGCCCGACGCCGUCAUCGUCAAGCCAUCGCCUGACGCUAUCGGCGAUGAGACCGUCAUCAUCCGUGAAGGGUCUUUCUCCUGGAACCGUCAUGAGUCCAAGGUGGCUCUCCACGACAUUGAUUUCACCGCGUACAAGGGACAGCUUUCUUGUGUUGUCGGCAGAGUCGGCGCUGGCAAGUCAUCCCUCCUCCAGUCCAUGCUGGGCGACUUGUGGAAAGUCAACGGUCGCGUCGAGGUCCACGGCACCGUUGCGUAUGUCGCGCAACAGCCGUGGAUUUUAAAUGCCACUGUCAAGGAGAACAUCAUCUUCGGAUAUCGCUAUGAAUCCCACUUCUACGAGCUCACAGUCAAGGCUUGCGCGCUCUUGGAUGACUUUGCUCAACUGCCUGAUGGCGAUGAGACUGUUGUUGGAGAGCGUGGUAUAUCCCUUAGUGGCGGCCAGAAAGCUCGCGUGGCUCUAGCCCGUGCCGUGUAUGCCCGAGCCGAUGUUUACCUUCUCGACGAUGUUCUUUCUGCCGUGGACUCGCACGUCGGCCGCCACAUCAUCGAAAACGUGCUUGGUCCUCGCGGUCUCCUUCACUCGCGCACUCGAGUCCUAGCCACCAACGCCAUUUCUGUUCUUCAAGAAGCUAGCCACAUCACCUUGAUUAAAGACGGUUCCAUCGCGGAGAAGGGUACUUUCCAAGAGCUCAUGAUUCAAAAGGGCCUAGUUGCCGAUCUAGUCAAGACCGCCAGGCAGGACCAGGCCAGGCCUUCUUCCGAUACCGCGUCAAGCGCUUCCGGCAGCGAGUCUGCCACCGUGCAUGAAGCGGACCUCAAGGAUUCGGAUAGGGAUGCGCUGGACACAGCUGGCGAGCCUGUUCCGGAAGCGAUACAUGCCAAGGACACCGACGGCAAGAAGAGGGCCGUGAGCUUCGCCACCCUCCGCCGCCCGAGUGCAGCAAGUUUCAAGGGCCCGCGAGGCAAACUUACGGACGAAGAAGUUGCCAGUAGCAGAACCAAGCAGGUCAAAGAACAUCUCGAGCAGGGCAAGGUUAAGUGGGAUGUGUACAUUGAGUACGCUAAGGCCAACGACCUGGUCGCCGUGGGCAUAUAUCUAUUUGCUCUGUUCGCCUCUCAGUGCACGAGCGUUGGCGGUUCCAUCUGGUUAAAGAAAUGGUCCGACGCCAACUCACGCGCUGGCUCGAACCCCGAUAUUGGCAAAUUCAUUGGCAUCUACUUUGCCUUUGGUGUCGGCGCCUCCGCUCUUAGUGUUGUACAGACCCUCAUCCUCUGGAUCUUUUGUUCGAUCGAGAAGUACUACCUUCGAACGUCGCGCGAACUGAAGCGACUUGACAGCGUGAGCAGAAGUCCCAUCUAUGCUCACUUCCAGGAGACGCUCGGUGGUGUAUCCACCAUCAGGGCUUAUCGCCAGCAAGACAGGUUUGGGCUUGAGAAUGAGUGGCGAAUCGAUGCCAACCUGCAGGCGUACUUCCCGUCUAUCAGUGCGAAUCGAUGGCUUGCUAUCCGCCUCGAAUUCAUUGGUGCAAUCGUCAUUCUCUCCGCCGCCGGAUUUGCCGUCAUGGCAGUAGCAAGCGGCGUCGACCUCUCCCCGGGCAUGGUUGGUCUGGCUAUGUCGUAUGCGCUCCAGAUAGUCACAUCCCUAAACUGGAUCGUUCGCCAAACCGUCGAGGUAGAAACCAACAUUGUUUCGGUCGAGCGUGUGCUAGAGUACACUCGUCUCCCUAGCGAGGCACCUGAAAUCAUUGCUGGUCAUCGACCUCCUGUGGCGUGGCCGGCGCAGGGUGCCCUCACGUUUAAUGGCUUUAGUACCCGCUAUCGGGAGGGCCUUGACUUGGUGCUCAAGAAUAUCAACCUUGACAUCAAGAACAUUGCCAUCGACAAUCUCAAUACCUCCACCAUUGGCCUCCUAGAUCUUAGGCGGCGUCUCGCUAUCAUCCCGCAGGAUGCGGCCCUCUUCGAGGGUACCGUCCGUGACAACCUAGACCCGGGACAUGUUCAUGAUGACACAGAGCUAUGGAGCGUACUUGAGCAUGCCCGUCUAAAAGACCACAUUUCAUCCAUGGAUGGUGGCCUUGAAGCCAAGAUUAACGAAGGAGGAUCCAACCUCUCACAAGGCCAGCGACAGCUCGUGUCCCUUGCACGAGCGAUGCUUACGCCGUCCAACAUCUUGGUGUUGGACGAGGCCACGGCUGCGGUAGACGUCCAAACCGAUGUUCUCCUACAAGCCACGCUGCGAAGCCCAAUGUUCGCAAACCGGACCAUCAUCACCGUGGCGCACCGCAUCAAUACUAUCAUGGAUAGCGAUCGUGUGGUGGUUCUUGAUAAGGGCGAGGUUGUCGAAUUUGACACACCACAAGAGCUCAUCAAGAGGCAAGGAUUCUUUUACAAGCUUGUCAAGCAAGCCGGUAUCGACACGGACUGA